Molecule: messenger RNA, 3183 nt
Organism: Toxotes jaculatrix (banded archerfish)
Lineage: Eukaryota; Metazoa; Chordata; Actinopteri; Toxotidae
Product: metalloproteinase inhibitor 3-like
Exons: 5
Coding region: 276-920 (214 amino acids)
Biological process (GO): negative regulation of endopeptidase activity; negative regulation of membrane protein ectodomain proteolysis
Cellular component (GO): extracellular matrix
Molecular function (GO): protease binding; metalloendopeptidase inhibitor activity
Source: RefSeq, a predicted model, not a curated record
GUCCGAGACCACGGAGACGCUCAAGCGAGGCGAGAGGCAACAGCGACUACAAGCAGAGCAAGAGACUUGGACAUUACACACAUAUACACACAGAGCCCACUAUUACUACUACUACUACUACUACUACCACCACCACUGCUGCUACUCCUACUACUACAGCAGCCGGUGCGCGGUGAACGGAGCGGAUCCAGCAGGACUCCACAGGCCCUACAGUUUAUUCCAGCAGCAGCAGCAGCAGCAGCAGCAGCAGAGAGGGAGUGGGAAAGUUUGGAGAAAUGCAGUCAGUGUACCAGCACCUCAUCAGCCUGCUGUUUGUCUUCAGCAGCCUGCACGUUAACCAGCUGACGGACGGCUGCUCGUGCGCUCUGUCGCACCCGCAAGACGCGUUCUGUAACUCCGAGAUAGUGAUUCGUGCCAAGGUGGUGGGCAAGAAACUCCUGAGAGAUGGACCCUUUGGAACGAUGCGCUACACAGUCAAGCAAAUGAAGAUGUACAAAGGAUUUGAGAAAGUCCAGCACGUGCAGCACAUUUACACAAGCGCCUCAGAGAGUUCAUGCGGCGUCAAGUUUGACAUCAACAAGUACCAAUACCUGAUCACAGGUCGAGUGUACAAUGACAAGGUCUACACUGGACUGUGCAACUUCAACGAGCAGUGGGACCGCCUCUCAUUGGCCCAGAAGAAAGGCUUCAACCAUCGCUACCAGCUGGGCUGCAACUGCAGGAUUAAGCCCUGCCACUACCUGCCUUGCUUUGUGACCUCGAAGAACGAGUGCCUAUGGACGGACAUGCUGUCCCACUUCGGCAGAUCUGGCUACCAGUCCCGGCACUACGCCUGCAUCCAGCAGAAGGAGGGUUACUGCAGCUGGUACCGGGGCAUGACCGCCCGCGACAAAACCAUCAUCAAUGCCACCGACCCCUGAACCACGAACGCACCUCGCCUGAAACCCACUGCCGCCUCCCUGACUCCGUCCCUCCCUUGACCACCUCUAGAGGACUCUUAAAGCUCACUGGCCUGGGUGACUGCCCCCCCUAAAGGGGCAAAAAAAGAGAAAAGAACAAAUCCAUUACAGUGCCUCUUCCGUAGCACUUCUGAUAAAAAAAACAAUACCUUUUUUCAUUGUACAGAUCGCCCACUUGAAUUCUAAUGUUUUUCCCACAUUACAAUCAAACACAGUCCUUGCAGCACACUGUCUCUUUAGGGUUUAGGACAGAAAGUCAAAGGGCCAAUAACAAGUGUAAGUCUUUGAUCAACCUCAAUUGGGACAUACAGAAUUGAAGAACUAAUCUCCAAGACACUGUGUAGUUAGCUCACUGCAUUGAGGCAGUAAAUCUUUUUUUCCUGUUGUCCCUUUUCAAAAGCAAGUACUCUCAAAACUAAAAGUCAUAAAGUAUCAGACGAAUUUCAGUCAGUGAAAAAAAGAACAACCAGCAAUGAUCACUAUGUAAAUUUGAGAUGUAAAGCUAUUACGUUGUUGCUACUAAACUGCAUAUGAGAUACAGCAUUAAGACUCAUGCAGUUCUGCACAUCUGCAAUAGAGAACAGAGUUAAGAAUCUUACUGAGAAUACAGAUUUAGGGCCAAUGUGGAAGGUAUGAUCCCUGAAAGUUAUACCUCUUAUUUUGGCCUCAAAACGCAGUUUCUGAAAAUGGUAUUGUUUCACAGUGAAGUAUAUCGAUUAUGUUCAGUUCUUACUGUAACGUGUCUUUACGGAUGGUAGUGUCUGCUUCUCUGAGCGUUUGUGGUGUAACUCAUUUUGCAGUCACAUCACAAACGGCACUCUUUCUGUUGAACACGAUAAAUAUCGGCGAGAUGCUAAAAAUGUCUGUCUGUUACAGUGGCAGCACGGGGAAGAGCUCAUUUCUUGCAGAGAUGGUGAUAUUUUAUUUUAUUUUUUUGCUGUAUAUAACAUAAGCUACAGAAAUGAAUUAUCAAUUCAGCUGAAACCUCUGUAAUACAUUUAUUUAUAUGUUUAACGGAUUACAAAUUAACAAUGUGGUAUAUCUGCAAAAAAUAUAUACAAUGACAGGCCAAUACUACGUUAUGACAACCAUCACGGCCUGUGCAAUUGUCCAGAAUGAAGGACCAGCAUCUGCAGUUAUAUUUUAUGGUACUUUUUUUUUUUUUGCUGGAUUAUAGUUUCCCAGAUUGGUACUCUUCACCAAUCCAAUGAAAGUACAGUAUAAACAGAGGUUUCAGAAAAUGAUUUAUUUUGUAAGUGUAUAUUCAGUCUUUUUGUAUUUAACUAUUUGAAAUGAACAUCAAUAUUGUCAUUAAAUUCAUUCUUCUUCACCUGUACCCACCUGGGGAGGAGGGGGUCCUUAUUUCCCCCUGUGCCGUACCUUCAGUUCAUUCCAUUAACAGACACAGAGUUGCCUCAAAGGGAGUAACAGCCCCUUCAUUACUCACAAUAAAAAAUAAAUAUUGCAAUGUUAACACAGGCAGCGCUGAGGAUACAAACGAGAAAGAGUAGCCCGACAUGUUGUCGACAGAUCUGAGGGCGGUAUCAGUCUUCUCAUCUGACUCUUAUGAAGAAAGUGAAUGAGCAGAUUUCUCAAAAAUGUCGGACUAUUUAUUUAAGAGUUGAAUUUCCGUCCAUUUUUUUUUCUUGUGAAAGACCAUCAGAGGACACUAAAACUCUCCGGCAGUCAGUCAGAUCAUAUCAGAAGAUAAAGACAGUUAUUGGCUCGUAUCUGAUACUAAAUAAAAAUCCAGUACAAAAUAUCCCUCAAUAAAUCUUAACAUUCAACUUUCUUUUGUUCAAAUUUUUUGCUUUUUCGAGUCUUAUUAGUCCUCAGCCUCAGCCCAGUCGGCCUCAGUGUCAAGAAAAGGAAACGCUGAUCAUUGAAGGAAAAUGCUUUACAUCAUUAUAGAGCUCAAUUAUUUACUAUAAUAUUUAGGCUGUUUCUCCCACUGUGGCAUUUCUGUGUCACUAUUUCUGUGGUUCAUGUUUGUGUAAAUAUACUGUCUGCUUAACACAGAAACACUUGGUCAAGUUUGAUCCUUAAAAAAAGAAAAAAAGAAAAAAAAACAAGAACUCCAAUCAUGGAAGCUGUGUACAGUUUGUGUGUAAACACUGAUUCCUGAAGUGUGGGUGGGGGACUGUUUCCUUGUAGGGGUUAUAGAAAUGUUUGACUUAAUUUCUGUGUUUUAUAUUUUUAUAAUAAAGAUUUAAUGAAAAACGGG